AGUGCACGGUGCACCAACCAGCCAGCGACACUCCCUCAUCCUCAAACUGGACGGUGCAAGGUCUCCCCGGAACUCCCACAGCCGUAGCGGCUGUCAACGGUUUAAAAUUGGGUUUCGGUCCAAUAAUAUGGAAAAAGACGGAUGGAAAUACUGAUGACAGUCCGAAAGAUCGCCUCGAUUUGUACGAUGGGCGCCAAUGCCUCUGCUUUGGAGAAGGAGAUUGGACCAGAACAGUUUCCCGUUAAUGAACACUACUUUGGAUUGGUCAACUUUGGGAACACCUGCUACUGUAACUCGGUGCUGCAGGCCCUCUACUUCUGCCGUCCGUUCAGGGAGAAGGUCUUGGCCUACAAGGUCCAGCCCAGACGUAAAGAGUCACUGCUCACCUGUCUUUCUGACCUCUUCAACAGCAUCGCCACGCAGAAGAAGAAGGUGGGAGUCAUCCCUCCCAAGAAGUUCAUCUCACGUCUGAGGAAAGAAAACGAGCUGUUUGACAACUACAUGCAACAGGAUGCCCACGAGUUCCUCAACUACCUCCUCAACACUAUCGCUGACCUGCUGCAGGAGGAGGAGAAGAGCCAGGAGAGACAGCAGAAUGGAAAACUGUUACAGAACGGAGGAGGAGGAGGAGUUGGGGGCAGUAGCGGGACGGGAGGAGGACAGGGUGAGGAGGGGGAGAAGACACAGCAGACCUGGGUCCACGAGAUCUUCCAGGGAACCCUAACAAACGAGACGCGCUGCCUCAACUGUGAAGCUGUGAGCAGUAAAGACGAAGACUUCCUGGACCUGUCUGUAGAUGUUGAGCAGAACACCUCCAUCACACACUGUCUCAGGGGUUUCAGCAACACAGAGACACUAUGUAGUGAAUACAAGUACUACUGUGAACAGUGUCGGAGUAAACAGGAAGCACAGAAAAGGAUGCGUGUGAAGAAGCUGCCUAUGAUCCUGGCCUUGCAUCUGAAGAGGUUUAAAUACAUGGACCAGCUGCAGCGCUACACCAAGCUGUCCUAUCGCGUCGUCUUCCCUCUGGAGCUCCGCCUCUUCAACACCUCAGGAGACGCCACCAACCCCGACCGCAUGUACGAUCUGGUCGCCGUGGUCGUCCACUGUGGAAGUGGUCCAAACCGUGGUCAUUACAUCACCAUAGUGAAGAGUCAUGGGUUCUGGCUCCUGUUUGAUGAUGACAUCGUAGAGAAAAUCGACGCCCAGGCGAUCGAGGAGUUCUACGGUCUAACGUCGGACAUUUCCAAGAACUCUGAGUCCGGUUACAUCCUGUUCUACCAGUCCCGGGACUGAACCAGCCAAUGGGAUUUGGACUCAGCAUAGGGAGGGGCUUGGGCUGCCACAGGCCCCGCCCAGCCUACCAUCCGUUAUAAAUAUUCAGGCUUUACAGCAGAGCUUUGCACUGUGGAGCACCAGGAAGACGGAUGCAGGAUCUUCAGCAGACAGGAGCCAACGAUGGCCGAGCAACCCAUCAGCGUGACAGGAUAUGACUUCAUUGGAGAAGAAGAUCAGCGACCAGGGAUUGUUAUGCUUCGUCAUAGUCAUCAUCAUCCUAGUCAAGAUCGUCCUGAUGGUCUUUCUCCCUUAUGAUUUUGACGGUAGAUUAGAAGAUAUGUUUGCUUGGCUAGCUCGCCGCUUACAUAGCGUGUCGUCAUUACUGGUGUCCUUGUCAUACAUAGUGCCACUGCGGUGGUCUUAAACAGCAGCUUGGUUGGAUGAAAAGUAGAUCUGCCAUUUCCAGAAUGUUCUCCUUUUCUUUGGUGUUGUUGGUUUGGAGAGUGGGGUGGAGAGAAGAGUUUGGUCCCUUUUUGCAGCUCAGCAGAUCUGGUUGUGUUUAUAUUAUGGUUUGGAUGCCAAAAGCUGCACAAAUAUCUGUUUUUAAAGGGACACGUGUGCUCUCUAGCGCCCCUCUGGCAACAACAGCAAACUACACCACACACACACACACUACAAAACGCCUGCCAACCACAUAUGUAUGUUGUCUGUCUCCUAAUCAAGCAAGUUCCUCCAUUGGUGUCAAUGGCAGUGUUUCAAAUGGCACCCUAUUUAUUUAUCUAGUGCACUCCAAACGUACUGCACUAGAUAUGGAGUAGGUUCUCAUUUAGCUCCUCCACUUCCUGUCACCUGAUCUGAACCUUCCAAUCAGAGCCUGUUGUUUUUUUGAACGCACAAGUUAACCAAACAUAGCUGUUGUUUGGUCAUGUUAAAUAUGUGUUACACUGCCAGUUGGAGUAACUAACUUCACUCUUUAUAGGCUACGUCCCAAUAUCUAUACCAGCACACUGCUAAGUAUGCAUGCCCAAUAUAUUCUAAGUAGUAUGCUAGUGCAGAUUUUGGAACGGAACUGAUUUAUCAACAGGGAGCAACGUGGAAUAUGGCCCACUGUUCAUAAAGCUUCUCUGAGUAGGAGUGCUGAUCGAGUAUUGGUUUGGCCAUGUAGAUUGUAACCAAUCAGAUUCUUAUGGACAGGGACCUGAUCCUAGAUCAGAGGUUUUAUGAAUACAGGUCCUGAUCCAUAGCUCUGACAUGGGAGGUGUUUUAUAUAUUAUAUUAGCUAGGACUAGAGUGGGUCCUGUGUUAAGUUGAAUGUACAGUAAGGAACUGGCUUCUCAUUGGUUGGCCCGUACACAGGUCCUGGGGUCUCAACCUAUCCUGAGCAGUACUAGUUAUAUAUCUGCACCACACAUGGCACCCUAUUCCCUACAUAGUGCACUAUUUUUUACUUUGGCUUGUAGGGUCUCAUAGGCGCAUUUGGAGUGUGGGAGAGUUAAACUCAUUAACUUAGGCUUACUGUAGACCUAUCUACCUAGUAAGCACUAGUACACUCCUCUAGCCUACAGGCUACUAUCUACCUAGUAAACACAAGUACACUCCUCUAGCCUACAGGCUACUAUCUACCUAGUAAACACUAGUACACUCCUCUAGCCUACAGGCUACUAUCUACCUAGUAAUCCCUAGUACAGUCCUCAGAGCCUAUAUGGUUCACUCUCUCUGAGUCACAAAGGAUACCCUAUUUCUUGUGUGUGUGUGUAUUAAACAGUGGUUUGCCCCCUUUCUUUCUUUAUAGGUUAUUGCUGACAGUGCGAUUGACACACACACACACACACGGCCAACACACUUGGGUUGAUUUUUGUGUUCGGAGUAAGCGACCUGCGAACACACACACACACACACACACACACAGACAGACAGACAGAGCAGGACACAGUACUAAAAAACAGCUUUCUGUAGUGUGUAUUCCAGCCUAGCUUAGAGGGACAUGAAAUGCUGCCUAAUGGUCCGUAAAUACUGUUCAGCUCUAGCAGCUUCAUAUGUUACCGACACACUACACUGGUCUGUAAUGAAUCCUGUUUUACUUCCUGGUUCUGUCUAACGGGGCUUCUCCAUCUCCUCUCUGUCUGCAGUGAUGUAUAAACACUGGUCUGUAAUGAAUCCUGUUUUACUUCCUGGUUCUAACGGGGCUUCUCCAUCUCCUCUCUGUCUGCAGUGAUGUAUAAACACUGGGUAUUUGCUUUCCCCAGUCCAGUCCUUUCACAUCAGCGCAGAUGAAGGAAAGGAAACUAGAGGAGAGGACACUGCGUUAAACUAUUGUGACUCAGCCCCUCCAUGUAUGAAAGGAGUUCAAAGGUCAUUUUAGCUGUUGGGUCUUUUUAGGUUCAGGUUGAAGUUGACCCCCAGGCACAGAUCUAGGAUCUGUGGGAUCUACCUUUACCAUUAUUCUUCAACUUGACCAAUUAGGUUGGAAACCCUCUAAAA
Oncorhynchus mykiss (rainbow trout) is the source of this 3759-nucleotide messenger RNA. Its product is annotated as ubiquitin carboxyl-terminal hydrolase 12. Gene Ontology annotation, molecular function: cysteine-type deubiquitinase activity. NCBI's taxonomy places the organism in Eukaryota, Metazoa, Chordata, Actinopteri, Salmoniformes, Salmonidae. The record is from RefSeq and is a predicted model, not a curated record. Gene Ontology annotation, cellular component: cytosol; nucleus. Gene Ontology annotation, biological process: protein deubiquitination.